ACACACUCUGUUUUAUACACUCUUUGAAGAAAAAGGGAAAAAAAGUUUCCGGUACUUUCCACACCGCUUUUAUUUUUGUAAUUAUCAUAAUUUUAAUUGUAUUUAUAAGAAACAAAAAAGUAAAAUGGCUAGCCAGUGGGGACAAAAAGCAGAUGAAUUGGAAAUUUCUAAUAAAAUAGCGGGUUUGGAUUUGGUAAAGAAAAAUGAGAACCAGAAAUCAGAAACAGACGAUGCCCCAGAUGCUGCCAAUCCUGCUGAAGCUUCGUUAUUGAUGAAAAUAAUAAGGCAAGGAUUGGUUGAAUCUAAGUUGGAUAUUGAAGUGCAAAGGAAAGACCCAAAUUCACCAUUAUAUUCAGUAAAAACUUUUGAAGCACUUCAUUUGAAACCAAAUUUACUAAAGGGAGUUUAUGCCAUGGGUUUCAAUGCCCCAUCCAAGAUUCAAGAAACAGCAUUGCCAACACUACUAGCUGAUCCUCCUCAAAACAUGAUUGCUCAAUCCCAAUCCGGAACUGGUAAAACUGCUGCAUUUGUACUUGCUAUGCUAAGCAGAGUAGAUCCUACAAAGAAUUAUCCACAAGUGCUCUGUCUUAGUCCAACAUAUGAACUAGCAAUACAAACUGGGGAAGUUGCUGCAAAGAUGGCAAAGUUUUGCCCCGAAAUUAAACUUAAAUAUGCUGUCCGAGGUGAAGAAGUACCUAAAGGAACUAAAAUCACUGAUCACAUAAUCAUCGGGACACCAGGUAAAAUGUUAGACUGGGGUGUUAAAUUUGGAAUGUUUGAUUUGAGCAAAAUUAAAGUUUUUGUAUUGGAUGAAGCAGAUGUAAUGAUUGAUCGUCAAGGUCAUCAAGAUCAGUGUAUAAAGAUACAUAAAUGUCUCCCUUCGACUUGUCAAAUGAUGUUCUUCUCUGCCACAUAUGACAGUGCAGUCAUGGUUUUUGCUGAAGUCAUUGUACCUAAUCCAAUUAUAAUAAGACUGUUAAGAGAAGAAGAAUCUUUAGAUAAUAUUAAGCAAUAUUAUGUGAAGUGUAAAAGUUCAGAUGACAAAUACAGAGCUAUUUGUAACAUUUAUGGAGUAAUUACUAUUGGCCAAGCUAUCAUUUUCUGUCAUACUAGAAAAACCGCAGGUUGGUUAUCAGAAAAAAUGUCUAGAGAUGGUCAUUCGGUAGCAGUGCUAUCAGGAGAGCUCACAGUUGAACAGAGAAUAGCUGUGCUGGAUCGUUUCAGAGCUGGUUUAGAGAAAGUUUUAAUCACAACUAAUGUCUUGUCCAGGGGUAUUGAUGUAGAACAAGUUACUCUAGUAGUGAACUUUGACAUGCCUAUGGAUUUAAACAAAAAAGCAGAUUGUGAAACAUAUUUACACAGAAUCGGAAGGACAGGUAGAUUUGGAAAAGCAGGAAUAGCAAUUAAUCUAAUUGAUUCAUCCCAGGCAAUGCAAAUUUGUUUAGACAUUGAAGCACACUUUGGUAAGAAGAUCCAUUUGUUAGACAUUGAGGAUGCAGAAGAAAUUGAGAAAAUUGGAGCAUAACUUAACUGUCUUGCAUUUUUACAUUAUGGUACACUGUUUGCUGCACAUGGAACUCAAUAGUGCUAUAAAAUCUAAAUAUUUCGACAAAAUGAAUGCACCUGAAAAUGAAAUCCCUAGAAAUGCUUGUUCUCCAUAUUUUAUAUAUAAAAUAAAAAAAAAACAUCA
This is a messenger RNA of Papilio polytes (common Mormon), 1690 nucleotides long. It is a transcript of the gene Dbp80, whose product is annotated as DEAD-box helicase Dbp80. The transcript is spliced from 2 exons. The coding region runs from base 125 to 1525 and encodes 466 amino acids. The record is from RefSeq and is a predicted model, not a curated record. Gene Ontology annotation, biological process: poly(A)+ mRNA export from nucleus. Gene Ontology annotation, molecular function: RNA binding; RNA helicase activity; ATP binding. Gene Ontology annotation, cellular component: cytoplasmic stress granule; nucleus. Lineage: Eukaryota; Metazoa; Arthropoda; Insecta; Lepidoptera; Papilionidae.